This is a messenger RNA of Lepus europaeus (European hare), 2184 nucleotides long. It is a transcript of the gene BAMBI, whose product is annotated as BMP and activin membrane bound inhibitor. Gene Ontology annotation, molecular function: frizzled binding. The transcript has 3 exons. Bases 50 to 832 code for a protein of 260 amino acids. The record is from RefSeq and is a predicted model, not a curated record. Lineage: Eukaryota; Metazoa; Chordata; Mammalia; Lagomorpha; Leporidae. Gene Ontology annotation, biological process: positive regulation of canonical Wnt signaling pathway; transforming growth factor beta receptor signaling pathway; negative regulation of transforming growth factor beta receptor signaling pathway.
CCCGGCCCCUGGCCCCGGCGCUGACGGCGCGCCCCGAGGGGCGGCGUCCAUGGAUCGCCACUCCAGCUACAUCUUCGUGUGGCUGCAGCUCGAGCUCUGCGCCAUGGCCGUGCUGCUCACCAGAGGUGAAAUCCGGUGCUACUGUGAUGCUGCCCACUGCGUGGCGACUGGGUACAUGUGCAAGUCGGAGCUCAGCGCCUGCUUCUCCAGACUGCUGGAUCCUCAGAACACAAACUCCCCACUCACCCACGGCUGCCUGGAGUCUGUCGCAAGCUCAGCAGACGUGUGCCAAGCCAAACAGACACACAACCACUCCGGCACCGGCGUGCCCACAUUGGAAUGCUGUCAUGAGGACAUGUGCAAUUACAGAGGGCUGCACGACCUUCUCCCUGCGCCCAGGGGAGAGGCCCCAGGACAAGGGAACAGGUACCAGCAUGACGGGAACAGAAACCUCAUCACCAAGGUGCAGGAGCUGACCUCUUCCAAGGAGCUGUGGUUCCGGGCGGCGGUGAUCGCCGUGCCGAUCGCGGGAGGGCUGAUCCUCGUGCUGCUGAUCAUGCUGGCCCUGAGGAUGCUGCGGAGCGAGAACAAGAGACUGCAGGACCAGAGGCAGCAGAUGCUGUCCCGGCUGCACUACAGCUUCCACGGACAUCACUCCAAAAAGGGCCAGGUGGCCAAGCUGGACCUGGAGUGCGUGGUGCCAGUCAGCGGGCACGAGAGCUGCUGUGCGGCCUGCGACAAACUCCGGCACGCCGACCUCAGCCACGACAAAGUCCUGUCCCUGGUGCACUGGGGCAUGUACAGUGGGCACGGGAAGCUGGAGUUCGUAUGACGGAGGCCGAGGGCGCGGCCCCAGCGCUCGCAGGCCUCGCAGGCCUCUGGGUUCUGCUGGCAGGGCCAAGAGCACUUUAUCUGAAGAAUUGGAACCUGCGGCCACAUCUCAGACACAGAACCGCCCUCUGCCACCUGGGUCUGGGGGAUUUCCUUCCAAAGGAUUAUUUGCACAGACUGACCUACAGUCAAAUGUAUUAUUUGCUUUAAAAUGAUUAAAAAAAAAAAAAAAAGCAAAGAGGAAACUGUGUACACACUGUUACCAGGGUUAUUUGCAUUCCCGGGAGUGGGAACGGAGUACUUCAAUAAACUAACCUGUGCUCUGUGGACGCUCAGACGUCGUGAUUUAUUGUAAAGAUUUCAAAAAUAUAUAUAUAUAUUUUGUCUGAAAUAUAGCGGUGUCUUUUCAUAAAUUAAAAACUCAAGUGGAGCGUGUGAGAAGGUGCACGUUAGCUACACAAAUGCGAACGUUUGAUUGGGUCUGGUUUGAUUGCCAUUAUUUAAUGAAGCCAAGAUCUUGCGUGUGCUCGCACACACAUUGUUAGCAGUGAGGAAGCGUCUGUGCUGACCAUUUGGUGUCUUCGCCUCCUUUUUGUAAGCAAAAUUCUGGCUGCUGGUUUUCAUUGAAGAGAACUCGCUGCUGAAGUUGCCUUAGCAAAGGUUUAUCAUGUUUAUCAACUUGAUUUGGUUGUGUUGGAAAACCUUAGAAAAUGUGCUAGCUCCAUUCAGAAGAGGGGGGGAUAAAAAACCAGCGAAAUGCAAUUUUUUGUAAUUUGAUAUUAAUGAAUUGAUGUAUUCUAUCUCAAACCAAAUUAAAUGUUUGGUCCUCAGAUAAGCCAAAUUUUAUUGUAUAAUGCUCCUAGUUUUCCAACCUUCAAUUUGUUACACUUUUUAAAAACUUCUUUCAAUGAAUGUUAAGCUGAUUGAGAUUUAAGUAACUGGUUUCUUGCCCCCCAAAUGAUCCUUUUGUUAAUAGAACCCAGUGGAACGUUGGCUUCAGCCAGUAAUACAGUUAAGGAACAAUGAGACUUUCCUGUGUGGUAAUAACUGGCCAGCCUGAACUUAAACCUGUGCCAUGUUGUGUACUUGGCCAUCAAAUGGAUCUUGGUUAUGUUAACUGUGAGAAUAAUUUGCUGUCAAAAGUUUUUUUUCCUCAAUUCUGUAUAAUUGAGACCUUUGCUUAUGGCCUGCAUAUUUGAGUAUGGCGUUUUAUUUAAGGAAGAUUUUUUUGGCAUAUUUUUUACCAGAAUAUUUCGUAGUCCCUUCAGACAACAGGUAUAAGCACAUUCAUGGAAGAAUCUAGUAGAAAACUGAGUACCUAGAUUAUUUAACAAGCAGUAGAUCACUGCCCCC